AUACAUGCAUAUGAUUAUAAAGUACAUGGAUUUUGCUUUGAUAUAGCAGUAAUUAAACUUGAUUGUUAGUAGAGUUAGUAAUUGAUAACUCUUGGCAUUCUUGGAGCCAUAUUUUGAUUUCAUUUCUCUACGUGUUUUUUUGAGGGUAUCAUAACAAUAGGAUCUAUUAGGGUCUAUCCUAUUUGUUCUUUAACCUCUAUAAGGCCCAAUGCGUUUGAGGCUCUCCUUGUUGGUACGGAGGUCAUAGAAUAUAGUGGGAAAAUAUUUAUUUAGCUGUUGAGUCUUGUUUGUAUUUCUGUCAGUGUACUUAAUCUGUAUCUAUAUUGUUGUUUGUUUAAAAGUCCUGUAUCCAUAUAUCUGUAUUUCUCCUGUCACAUUUCUACUUUUUAUUAAUUUCUUUAAAAGCAGACUGUGUUGUUCUCUAUAUUGUUUCUGUGUUUGUCCUUUUACUUAUACUGUACAUAUAUUUCUUUCUUUUACUAAUUUACAUUUUUUACUAUUUUACUUCGGCACAACAGCACACAUGUAUAACAUAUGUUGAUAUUUAUGACUAUUGAAUUUGAAUAGUUUAUAAUUGAGUAACUAAUGAGUAAAUUUUGAUCUAGAUCGAUACAUUUGUUUGACAAUUCUCAUUACAUUCUGUCAUUACAUUAUAACCAUUGAUUGAAAUUUUUUAUUAUUGUAUAAUACACACAUGUAAAAUAAUUGACACACACUGUAUUAAUAAGCAUAACACAGUACAUUCUUCCUCACUUAAUUAACUAAUUAUUUUGAGCACACUAAGCAUUAAACAUGUCUUCCUAUGACAAAAUUUUAGAACUAGUGAAAGUCAUGGAACUAGAAGGGGAUGAGAAAAAGGAAUUUAUCAAAAAAGAAUUAGAAAAGGCUGAAAAGAGAGAAAGGGAGGAAAGAGAUAGGGCUGAUAAAGAAAAAGAUAGAAUAGAAAAGGAUAAAGAUAGGGAAGAAAGAGCUGCUGAAAGAGCUCAUCAAAAAGAAUUAAAAGAACUAGAAACUAAACAAAGAGAAAGCCAGGACAAAGUAGAGUUAGCCAAACUAGAAGCUGCCAAAACAAAUCCCAACAUUAUAACCCAACAGUCUACAACAAAGCCAUUCAUCUCUAAAUUCCAUAAAUACAAUUCAAAAGAUGAAACACUUGAAAACUAUUUAGUCCAAUUUGAGCAUAUUGCCUCAACUUAUAAUCUUAACAAUGAGGACAUGGCCAAACACCUACUAGCAAACUUGUCGGGAGAACCCCUCAACAUCAUUUCCACUUUAACUGUAGACCAAAAGAAAGACUAUGCGGCAGUAAAGACUAGAUUACUAGAGCACUUCGGGAAAAAUUCAGACUUCUAUCGUAAGCUGUUCAGGGACACUAAAUUGAAAAAAGAUGGGGACUUUAAUAGAAUAAUAUUCGACAUGAGGACUAAUAUGAUAAAAUGGUUAGAGCUAGCAAAAUGUGACAUCAAGGACCCGACACAAAUCCUAGACAUGCUACUUAUUGACAAUGUCCUCAACAACGUGACAGACUUGGUAUUUACUUUCCUUAAAGAAAAAAAGAUCAAGACAGAGACUGAACUGAUAACGAAUCUAAAUUUAUUUAAAGACAGUCACCCUGGACACACCAUUGACAAAAGAGAGCUAUACCAACUUGCAGCCACAGCAACAACAUCCAACAACAACAACAAUGAUAAAUACAAAUGGUCUAACACCAAGACUUGUUUCAAUUGUGGGAGAAGAGGUCACGUGAAAAACCAAUGCAAAGCUCCUAUAAACUACAAUAACAAUUAUAGGUACAGAAGCUACACUAAUUUCUACAACCCAAACAGCUAUAAGCACAAUAAUAAUUACAAUAAUAGACCAUAUAGACCACACCAGAGUGCAAGUCCCAAUGAAAGAAGAAAUUUUACAAACAGUUACAAACACAAUAACUAUAAUAGAAACAACAGACAAUCUAGAAGGGACCAAUUUAACUACCACACAAACAACCACCCAAACAACUACAAUAGCGGAAAUAGAAACAAUAGAAACAACAAUGGCAAUAACACCAACACCCAUAGAGAGGAAAAUGUAGCCUAUAUGCAAUCAAAUAAGUCCAAAAUAAAAGUCUUUCCAUCCUAUGUCAAUUCUAAAGAAGUAGGAUCAAUUCGUGACAGUGGAGCCACGGCAAUAAUAGUUAAAGCCUCUUUAGUUGAACCAGGACAGUAUCUGGAAGUUACAGUAAAAGUGACCUAUGCAAACAUACAAAAAUUUGAUAUUUGCAAGACCGCUAAAGUCCUAAUAGAAUCACCCUGUAUUACAGGAGAACUAGAAGCCAUAGUCAUGGACACCCCAGCACAAGAUCUAAUAAUAGGCAAUGUAGAAGGUGUAAAAGAUCCAACACUAGAAGAAGUUAUGCAAUGGGCGGAAGAUAGACAAAAGUAUUCCCUAUUCAAGCAUGAGGCAUUAUUAGUUGAAACCAGAUCACACAAAAAAAUAACACCAGAAAUAGAAUGCCCCACUGUAUUACUUAAUGAAAUAGGCAUAACUAGGGAGGAACUAAUAGCUAUGCAGAAAAAUGACACCACAAUACAAGACCUCUUAAGCAAAGAUUAUAACAAGAUAAAUUUAAAUAACCACCUUAUAGAAAUUAACAACUUAGCCAUUAGAUACAACAGGAAAGAAAACUGUACUAGACUUCAAAUCCUGAUCCCUAUAACUUUAAGAGCUAAAAUAUUAAAUAUGGCACAUGAUGACCCCACAGCAGGACACUUAGGAAAAAAAAAAGUAUAUACUAAGAUAGCCAACAAAUUCUUCUGGCCAAAGAUGGGAAAGGACAUUAAGAACUAUGUAAACAGUUGCACAAAAUGUGCCAAACAAAAAACAGUGACUAGAGCCCCAUUAGAAAAAUCAGAUAAAUCUCACUAUUUUUGGGACAAAAUUGCCAUGGACAUAAUGGGACCCCUAACUACCAGCAGUAAAGGGAAUAAAUAUAUUUUGGGUAUCAUUGACAUGUCCACUAGAUGGGCAGAGGCAUUUCCUCUAAAAGAUAUAAAGGCUAUUGACAUAUGUAAUUGUUUAAAAACACUUUUUCUUAAAUUUGGAUUCCCUAAUAAGUUACUGUCAGACAAUGCAUCAAACUUUAAGUCCCACCUUAACCAGGCAUUUGCAGAAAUGACUAACAUCCACCUCGUCCAUAGCACUAUCUACUCACCACAGGGAAAUGGAGUCAUAGAGAAAUGGAACAGAACUGUAAAACAGAUGAUAUAUAAGCUAGAAAGAGACUCAAUGAGUACCUGGGACCAGACUCUUAGCUAUGCUAUAUUUGCCUACAACACUAGCAUCCAUGAAACCACCAAAUUCAGCCCCUAUGAGCUUGUAUUUAACAGAAAACCUAAAGGACCAUUAGAGUUAUGGGCCGACAACAUGUUAAACUUAGAGAACAUAGAACAGUACCAUCCUUGGAUAAUUCAGACCAAACAACAGCUUAGACAAGGAAUAAAACUAGCAGAGAUAAACAUGGACAAAAAUCUAGAAAGGCAUAGGAAAAUAAAAAACAGAAAUAGAAAACUAAGAACACUAAAUGUAGGUGACCAAGUUUUUGUUAAGAUAGAAAACAAACACUGUAAAGAUAAGAAUGAGGGACCAUUUAAAGUUAUAGAGAGAAUUAAUAACAAAGUGUACAUCAUUGAUAAAGAUGGUAGAGAAUGCAAACUCAAUAUUGAUAAACUUGUUAAAUUGGAUAAGAGACAAAUAACUGACACAGAUAUAAUUGAACUUGAUGUAGAAACCAAACACAACAUACAAGAACAUAUAGCAAGCACCAUAAACACCACACACAACAGUAGUCCAAAUAUUGAAAAUGAUAUGUUACAGAAUUUGACAGUUAAAUAUAGUGAUGUAAUUACACAAAAGCUAGGAUGUACCAAUCUGAUAGAACACACAAUAAAACUCAACAAAGCACUACCAACUAAGACAAAAGCCUAUAGUAUCCCCAAAGCAUACGAGGACCUAGUUAGAACAGAAAUGACCAACUUAAUCAAAGAUGGGAAGAUAGAGAGAUCAGAAACAUGUAAAUAUGCAUCACCCAUGGUCAUUGUAAAAAAGAAAGACAGUGGCGUAAGAAUCUGCUGUGACUUUAGAGAAAUAAACAAAUGCACAAUCAUAGACCCAGAACCCCACUGACAGUAUAAUUACAACUUUAAGUAAAUCAUCCCUAUUCACAACAAUGGACUUAAACAGAGGCUUCUGGCAGAUUAAAAUGGACCCUGACUCUAAGGAAUAUACUGCAUUCAAAUGCACUAUGCCAGGCCUAGAAGGUAUCUAUGUCUGGAAUGUCAUGCCAUUCGGCUUAAUAAAUAGUACAGCCACAUUUCAGAAAUGCAUGUCAAAAUUAUUAGAAGGCAUAAAUAAUGUAUUGUCUUAUGUAGAUGACAUUUGUGUUUUCACCAACUCACAACAGGAACACAUUCAUGUACUAGAGCAAAUAUUUUCAAGACUAAGAACACACAACAUGACAUUAGCCCCCAAGAAAUUAAACCUAGCCAAGCCUGAAAUCCAAUUCUUAGGAUAUUGCAUUACCAAUGACAAAAUCACACCCACUGAAACAAACCUAACAAAGAUUAAAAACAUAAAAGAACCUAGGACUAAGAAAGACAUGAGAUCAUUAUUAGGACUUUGCAACUUUUAUAGAAAGUUCAUUCCAAAUUAUGCACAGAUAAUUGAACCCCUUGUUGAAUUUACUAAAAAGAAGCAUGGAAACACAAUUUGUAUGGAUGAAAAAAGUAGACUAGCAUUAAGCAACUUAAAAGAUAAAUUUAAUGAGAAACUAGAAUUAGCCAGUAUUGACCCAACAUCAACAAUAUCACUAUACACUGAUGCCUCCAACACUGGUAUUGGGGCAUGCUUACUACAGCAAAGAGAGUCAUUUUUUAAGCCAAUAGUACACAUCAGUAGAACACUAUCUGAAACAGAAAGAAAAUACUCAGUGAUUGAAAAAGAAUUAUUAGCCAUUGUAUGGUCAGUUGUAAAACUCAAGAAUUACUUGUUAGGAAGAUUUUUCAGCAUUAAGUGUGAUCAUAAACCAUUACUGGCACUAAAAAGAAAAGAGCUAAAAAAUGACAGGAUAAACAGAUGGACACUCAUUCUCUCAGAUUACAAAUUUGACUUACAAAGCAUUCCAGGACAUGAAAAUGUAAUAGCUGACUUUUUAUCCAGAUACAUAAUACAUGAAAAUGAAGCAAGUGAUAAUAAUGACAUUAAACACAUCAGCCAGGACAUUCUGAUAGAGUAAAUAAGCAGUAAAAAUCACUUAGAAACAAGUAGAAGUAGUCAACUAAGCAAAUUAACAUUCUACACAUUUUUCAAAUAGGUCAUGACACUUUAUUGUUACACUUUUCUUUUGGGUCAUGAUGACAUUUAUGCUUAUGAUCAAUAACAGAUCAUCUAUUUACUCAUUGUAUUUUAUUGUCAACUUGUAAUAUGACAAAUACCAGAUGUGUUUAUUUUGUGUGUAUAUAUUGUACUUUAUUACUGAUCAUGCACAGCAAUGUAAACAAUGAGAUGUAAACAACAGUGAACUACUUGAACUGUUGACCUAAAUUUUUUUUCAUAACAACUCACAGAUGUAAGUAUUGUCUAAAAUUUUUUACAUACCUGAAUACUACAAUGAAUGUUUAUAAACAUGGAAAUUUGUUUACUAUUGUACUUCAAUACUACACUCAGACUAUUUAUAGUAGUCUUAUGCAAGGUCAACCUUGAACUGGAUUGACAUGUCUCUAAUUUUUUUUAUUUUUCUUGAUGAUGGCAAAACUUAGAAUAAUAUUUUGACACAGCACAUCACAAUUGUAAAUAAACAUUAAUUUUUUUCUGUAAUCAUUUUGAGUAAAUUUACUCAGUGUGUCAAAUGAUACACAUUGAUAAUGUUGUGCAUCUACAAUUAUAGUAAAACAUUGGAUGUGGUAUAACUUAUAUAUUUUUUUCCUUUUUUAUAUUGAUUAGCAUGUGAUUGCAUGUACAAAUUUUUUCAGUACAAAUGUAUGCAUAAAGCUGUUAACACUUGAUGGAGGCCCCUUCAUAUGUUGACCUAACAAAGUCAAAGUUGCCAAGGAGAGUUGAGUAAAUAGAAGCGCAAAAGUUUCAUUUAUUAACUUUUAAAGCAAUAACACAGUUGAAUGUUCAAGUAUCCACCUGACUGAUGAAUGUUCAAGUAUCCACCAGAUAGAUGAAUGUUCAAGUAUCCACCAGACAGUUGAAUGUUCAAGUAUCCACUAGACAGAUGAAUGUUCAAGUAUCCACCAGACAGUUGAAUGUGCAAGUAUCCACUAGACAGAUGAAUGUUCAAGUAUCCACCAUUUCAUUAAUUAUCAUAUUUCUCUUUUAGGAAAAUGUUUCUUUUUCACUUUAUUUUAUUUUGUACCAGUCUAUUAUUUUGUACCAUUAAAAAUUUAUAUUUUAUGUUAGUAAAAAAGAUGUUUGAAAUUUUGUAGCAAAAUUUUUAAAAAAAAUCUCUAUAUAUAUUAAAAUAGUAAUUUACUCAACCUUGGAAUCCUAUCACUGAACUGGGAAAGCUAGCUUUGAUUGUUUUUGUUGUUGUAAAUAUCCAUAUGGAUAGUGUGUAUAUUAUGCAAAGGUUGAUUAUUAGCUGUUAAGGUUGGAAUUUUCCUUUUUUUAAUUUUUUACAUGAUUUCAAUGUUAAAUACCACUGUAGUUGUCUUUCUGAUAAUGAUGCUAUGAUGUGGUCUUGGUAUAUUUUUUCUGUGAUUAGAUGUUGUAACAUAUAGAUAUUGACAAUGUACAAAGUUUAUAUACAACCAAGUUCAUACAUUAAUCUAUUUCACAAUCAUACAAACUAUAAACUGCGUAAAGCUUUUUGUUAUUAUUAAAAAUAUAAACUGUAAAGUAUUGGAUGCUAAAAUGCAUUUGAAUUGAUUCUUCCCGAGCUAUACUUUAUUGCUUCUUCAUUUUGUGUGUGCACAAUCUAUUGAAUUAAUAAUGUAAUUUUUUGUGACAUGAUUUGUGUUGGUCACAUGUAUAAGUCAUUAGUUUCUAUCAUGAUUUUUUAAAAAGUAUUUGUGUAAAACCACAGAGGUUUCAUUAAAUUUGUACUUUAUUAAUUUUUUAUUUUACAUUUUUGUUAAGUUUUAAUUUUACUUACAAGCUGAAUUUGUAUACAUAGCUAUGAUUUGAUUUGAUGGAAUUCUUCUUUUUAUAAAAUUUUACAUGGUCUAAGGUUUUUGAGUUCAUUGAAGCUUUUUUAGUUCAUUGAAGCUUUUUUUCAAAACUGUCUGAAGAGUUGAACUGAAGGCUUGUGAAACAAUAGGCCAGCAAAAAAUAACAAAAGCUUCCUCUCACCAGCCUGACUGAAAUGAUUGUUCUGUCUGGAAGAGAUCCUACUUGGUGUCUGUAUCACACUACUAUUUCCAAUGCUUCAGAAGCUCCAGACACGGGGGCUAGAGAUUGGCAGACUGCUAAGCACACCAAGAACUCCUGCCAUCUUCCUGCUCUUUACCACACUCAACAAUCCCCAUUCCAUUUGUGAAACAGAAUGUUGGGAUUGUUGACAUGGUCAUAAAGACUCUCUUCCCAACCAAGACUAGAGCAAUGCUUUUCCAUUCCUAAUGAAGUCUUGUUUUCUUACUUCCUUGAAGCCUAAUUGUUUUGACCCAGGGGUGGGGGGGGGGGGGCACUAUGUUGUAGACUGGGAUGUUUGCUUUCUGACAGCAUUGUAGAAUAAUUAUAUUGUAAUAAAAUAUUUUUCAAAUAAAAAAAUUAAAUGAAACAAAACCUACAUCUUGGCUAUUAAAAUCCAGGUUAAUACUGCUAUUUGUUAUAUAAUGUAUGUGUCACUGUCAUGAGAUGUAUACAUUGGAUGCUUACAUAAACAUUGGUUUUGUGAAACAUCAGUCAAUUGUAUUUAUGACCCUACUCUAAAUGGCCUAGAAUGUUGAACACAAGAGUACCAGUUCAAUGUUAGAGAAAAUAAUAGUAAGUAGGGGAGACAAUAAAAGAGUUUUAAUAUGUUC
Molecule: messenger RNA, 8000 nt
Organism: Biomphalaria glabrata
Lineage: Eukaryota; Metazoa; Mollusca; Gastropoda; Planorbidae
Product: protein PFC0760c-like
Exons: 3
Coding region: 793-4161 (1122 amino acids)
Biological process (GO): DNA integration
Molecular function (GO): nucleic acid binding; zinc ion binding
Source: RefSeq, a predicted model, not a curated record